AUGGCUGGAGACUCGAUCCGAAGCACUCGACGGGAAAAACUACGAUCAAGCUGUGAUCGAUGCGGUACGGCAAAAGUGAAAUGCGAUAAAGAACAACCGGAAUGUGGGCGGUGCAUCUCACAUGGCGUACCAUGCGUCUAUGGGGUUUCGCGUAAGAUGGGAAAGCCUCCACGACGUAUCAGUCUAUCUCAAUCCACGAGCGACACCGUCACAACCACCCAAAGCAGUAGUGAAACAAGCAGUGGUGGCAUGCCGCUGGAUCUGGAUAUCUCCUCCGGCACUGAUAUGAAUACCUGGGAUCCUAUGGAUGAAGACAACAACAGUCACACAUUCAUAGACAUCCUAGAUGCCGGAGGAAGUUUGAACCACGAGAUUCCAAUACCGAUGAUACCGAACCUGCCCUUGGAUUAUAGCGAGUGGGCUAUGUCGGACCAAACGAACGUCAAUACCCAUUUCCCUCUUCGAUCCUCUCACCAAUCUCCAAUACAAGGGGAAGAUUUAUCGUCCAUGACUUUCCAAUGGCAAUGGGACACGAGUGCACAUCUCGAACAAGGGUCAAUAUCGCCAGAAAUGGCCAACAGCCACGACUGUCAGCAGAAGUCCCACGAGAUCCUUGAAAGUAUAUCCGUCCACAACAUCAGCAAGUCCGAGGCCGACGAAGGACUCCCACCACCGACUGGUUUCGCCCUGAAAACGGAGACCACGGUCAAUGGAGUGCCACUAGAUGUGGUGCUCCAACUUAACCGCGAGGCAACCGAGCGUCUCAUUGAACUCGUUUCUUGCCCCUGUGCGCGAAUUCCCUCUGUUGCGUUACUCUAUGCGUCGAUCAUCUCCCGGAUCCUGGCAUGGUACGAGCAGGCUGCCGCUUGCACACAACUUUCCUCUCUGUCCAGCCUUCCUAGUACGGCAGCAGGGAGUAUCUUAGCAUCCAGCGACUCUCGUAGAGGUGCAUGCUCACCACCUAUGCAGCCUCCAGAGGUAUCGGUUGCACCGUCACGAAUGAUGGUUGGGACAUUCAAUGUGGAUGAUCCUCGCCUCCAGACUAUGAUAAAUAUACACCUAUUAUCUGGCGAGAUGAAACGAGUGGAGGAUGUUAUUGACCAGUUUGGUUCACAAACCGGCUGCUCAACUCCGGCGACGGGGCAAAUCGGGGGCCUUUGUUUGAGUCUUAAUUCCUGGCUGAAGCAGGAUUAUUCAAGGAUUUUGCAUAUGAUGCAAUCGGAGUUGAAGGAGCUGGGCAUUUUAGAUAGAUGUUAG
Molecule: messenger RNA, 1257 nt
Organism: Penicillium concentricum
Lineage: Eukaryota; Fungi; Ascomycota; Eurotiomycetes; Eurotiales; Aspergillaceae
Product: Zn(II)2Cys6 transcription factor
Exons: 1
Coding region: 1-1257 (418 amino acids)
Biological process (GO): aflatoxin biosynthetic process; regulation of DNA-templated transcription
Cellular component (GO): nucleus
Molecular function (GO): zinc ion binding; DNA-binding transcription factor activity, RNA polymerase II-specific; DNA binding
Source: RefSeq, a predicted model, not a curated record